Messenger RNA from Brassica rapa (field mustard), 795 nucleotides. RefSeq names its product copper transporter 3. Gene Ontology annotation, molecular function: copper ion transmembrane transporter activity. The record is from RefSeq and is a predicted model, not a curated record. Lineage: Eukaryota; Viridiplantae; Streptophyta; Magnoliopsida; Brassicales; Brassicaceae. Gene Ontology annotation, biological process: copper ion transmembrane transport. Gene Ontology annotation, cellular component: plasma membrane.
UACUCGAAUAUACACACAAUUAUCGCAUUGUUGUUGUUGUAAAAAUGUACGUACAUUGUACUACACACGAACUCCAACCCAAGAAAAAAUCCCUUAUAAUUACCCUAACACUACUUGCACACACACACACAGCCAAAACCUUACCUAUCAAGUUAACAAUAUUUCUAAACAAUAUGAACGGCAUGAGUGGAUCUUCUUCGGCGGCUCCUGCACCUUCGCCGUCGGAUUUCUUCCAACAUCGCCACCGUCAUCAUGGUGGCAUGAUGCACAUGACUUUCUUUUGGGGAAAAAACACCGAGGUUCUAUUUGACGGCUGGCCAGGGACCAGUCUGACUAUGUAUUGGGUCUGCCUAGCCGCCAUUUUCGCAUUUUCAGCAUUGUCAGAAUGGAUUUCGCGGUGCGGGGUCAUGAAAGCCGGUCCGGCUACCUUUGGCGGCGGGAUAGUCCAGACGGUGGUUUACACUGUGAGGGCUGGUUUAUCUUAUUUGAUCAUGUUGGCUGUAAUGUCAUUCAAUGGAGGAGUCUUCUUGGCUGCAAUGGCUGGCUUUGGAUUAGGGUUUAUGAUUUUUGGAAGUAGGGCUUUUAAGGACACUGCUGGUAAUCACACUCACACCGACGUUCAAUCACAUUGUUGACUUCCGAUGAGCAUAUAAUAAUAAUGAAAAUAAAAUCACAUUUUGGGAAUUCAGUAUAUUUAUUCUCUUUUUUUUUGAACGACUAUUCUCAUUUAUGGUCUUGUUUAGGUCUAAUAUUUUGUGAUCAGUUUUAGUUCAAUAAAAACGUUCAUCUACAUAA